Messenger RNA from Hibiscus syriacus, 964 nucleotides. RefSeq lists its product as uncharacterized. The record is from RefSeq and is a predicted model, not a curated record. Bases 44 to 862 code for a protein of 272 amino acids. The transcript has a single exon. Lineage: Eukaryota; Viridiplantae; Streptophyta; Magnoliopsida; Malvales; Malvaceae. Gene Ontology annotation, cellular component: plasma membrane.
AUGAAGUGCAUAUUCUAGAGAAUAGGAAAGAAAGGAGGAGAAAAUGGAAAUGCGUGUACAUGUCUACAUAGGAAAAGCAAGAAAAAAAAAGAAAGGAAGAUACGAAAACCUUCCCCACCAAUUACGCCCAAUCUUAUACCUUUCCUUCAUCUUCACCUUUACCCUUGCCCAUUCACAAUUUGCACAAACCCAACCCACAAUAAGAAUAAAAAUCUCACCGGAUGCUGCUGCCAUCCAUCCACCCCCGAACCCAAUGCCCACAAAUCCAAAAUUCUCUUCCGGUCGUGAACGCCGUACGCCCCUCUGGCUCUGGUGCGCCGCCAUCGUCUGCACCGUCAUCACUUUAGCCGUAAUCAUCGCAGGCAUCGUCACCUUCGUAGGCUACUUAGUCAUACAUCCCAGGGUGCCUUACGUCAGCGUCGUGGGCGCUCACCUCGAUCCCUUGCGGAUCGAUUACGCAGGCAUUCUGCAGAUUCAGGCCACCAUCGUGAUCCGAGCUCAGAACGGGAACAAGAUGGCGCACGCCAGCUUCUCGCAUUCCAAUUACACUCUCAGCUUGAACGGGGAAGAUAUAGCCCGGCUGGUGGCGCCGCCGUUCGAAGUGAGUAAGAACAGUUCGGUUGAUUUCCAUUAUUUGGUUCAGUCGUCGCCCAUACCCUUGGAUCCAGAACAAGCUCAGAAUGUGGAUACGGCGUUGAAGCGUGAUUAUAUCACGUUGGAUCUGAAAGGAAGCGCCAGGGUGAGAUGGAGAGUGGGCCGCCUUGGGUCGGUUCGGUUCUUGUGUCAUCUCGAUUGCCACUUGCAUUUCCAUCCUUUCAAUGGAACCUACAUUCCUUCACGCUGCACUUCCAAUGCCAAAUAAUUUCUUUUCUUUUUCCCAUUUACGUAUCCUUUAAUCAAAUAUAGUUUUCUUUACCCUUUUUCUUGUACAAGCACUAAUAAUGUGGUAGCUGCUAGCUGACAA